AUGCAGCCAAACAUAGGCAAGGAAUCUUUAAGAGAAGAUAACGAGUUUCCACUUGAAACACUUGAUGGUAAGGCCUCUCUUUAUGAACUUCUUCGAGAAACAGUAAAAAUAGUGCUGUUAACAGACCUUAGUAGUGUUUUAUGGAUGUCUUCACAGAUGAUUACGAUGGUGUUUGUUGGUAAUAAUCUUGGAGUUGAUGGUAUGUCACAAUACAGCGCUGGUCUUCUUGUUUUUAAUGUAAUGGCUAUGUCGAUUGUUAGUGGAUUAGGUUCUGCAAUUGAUACUAUAUGUUCACAGGCUUUUGGACAAAAUCCGCGUUCACCUGUGAUUGGAGAAACACUACAACGAGCUCUUAUCAUAAAUUUUUUAUUCUGGAUAAUUAUGAGUUUCAUUUUUCUAAACAGUAAUGGUAUAAUGGUGUAUAUUUUCGGAAGCACUGUAGGUGAGGGAAGUUCCAGGUUCCUGGCGAAUUGUUCACUUUAUUUACUUUCACAAAUUAUAACUGGAACCAUCAAUAAAAUAUUGUUUGCUCAGAGACUUCCUGAAAUUGUGGCCUGUGCCAAUGGUGUGGCUGCACUAACUUCACCUAUAGCAAAUUACUAUUUAACUCCAAUGGGAAUUGAAGGGGCAGCUUUAUCAUUAACAUUUACUGUGGCAUUUUCUGCCUUUACUAAUAUUUUAUUUUGUCUAUUUCAUCCCAAGGUGGUUGUCCGUGAAGCUCGUUGGCCAUCACCGGCGUUGUAUCAAAAGGAGGGUUGGAUUAACUUUAUGAAGGUAGGAAUACCGUCACUAGUGGCAGUUUGCGCAGAGUGGUGGGCAUUUGAAAUUCAAUCUUUCUUUGCCGCUGCUAUUUCUUCUCUUGCACUAGCAGUUUUUGGUGUUGCAAUGAAUAUUGUAUCUAUGAUGUUUUCUGUGGCACUGGGACUUAGUGUAUCAGCUAGCGUCAUUGUUGGUAAUGCUUUGGGAGGUGGAAGACCUAUUUAUGCUCAACAAUACGCAAAAUUUAUACUUGUAUGUGAUAUCAUACUGGGAGCAUUAACUGCUCUAACUAUGGCUUAUUUUGGUAGUCACAUUGCUCAACUGUACACAAACGUUCCUGAAUUGGUUAGCGCAGUUGAGUCCACCAUGCCACUUGUGAUUUUAGCACAUGUGGGGGAUUCUCUUCAGUUUUGCUUGCAAGGCGUGUUUCGUGGAGCUGGUAAACCUGAACAGGCAGCACGUGCAGUUGUUUUAACACUAUGGCUUGUUGGAAUGCCAUCUUCUGCUUUAUAUGUAUUUGUCUUUGACUGGGGGGUGAAGGGUGUCAUUGGUGGUCUUCUUACUGGAUUCCUAUUUGAAAUUCCUUUAUUGUAUUUUAUGAUGUUACAAUGGGAUUGGCAUAAAUUGGCAAUAGAAGCUAAAAGAAAGUCCGCUGUACAUCAAUUCGUUAUGGUGGAGGAAGCCAACAUUAGCGGUAGCGAUGAAGGAGAUUUUGACAGCUCAUCGGUGAGGGAGGGAGAGAUGAUGUCAGUAUUGUAG
Molecule: messenger RNA, 1518 nt
Organism: Trypanosoma theileri
Lineage: Eukaryota; Euglenozoa; Kinetoplastea; Trypanosomatida; Trypanosomatidae
Product: membrane transporter protein
Exons: 1
Coding region: 1-1518 (505 amino acids)
Biological process (GO): transmembrane transport
Cellular component (GO): membrane
Molecular function (GO): antiporter activity; xenobiotic transmembrane transporter activity
Source: RefSeq, a predicted model, not a curated record